Messenger RNA from Haliotis rufescens (red abalone), 2545 nucleotides. Its product is annotated as 5-phosphohydroxy-L-lysine phospho-lyase-like. Gene Ontology annotation, molecular function: pyridoxal phosphate binding; transaminase activity. The coding region runs from base 147 to 1649 and encodes 500 amino acids. The record is from RefSeq and is a predicted model, not a curated record. NCBI's taxonomy places the organism in Eukaryota, Metazoa, Mollusca, Gastropoda, Lepetellida, Haliotidae. Gene Ontology annotation, cellular component: mitochondrion. The transcript is spliced from 14 exons.
UCGUUUCCAGGCGAGACGCAACUUAAAGGAGUUAAACCAGCUGUGGUCAUGUAAGCUGGGAUCGUUUGACGAAGUUCCCGUGGACUUAUGGUGCCUUCCGGUUAGUCAAGGAGUGACGAGUGUCAGCACCACUGAACACAAUAGACAUGGAGCUGCGGCGGAUGAGACUACGCCAUAUGAUGCAUGUGUUUGACAAACCGCUGUCCUACAAACAGACACUCCAGAUGCGGAAGAGUUACAUUGGAAGAUCGUGUAAACUUCACUUUGAAGUGUCACCGCUGAAGAUUGUUCGAGCAUCCCGACAGUAUCUGUAUGAUGAUGCUGGGAAUGAGUUCCUGGACUGCAUCAACAACGUCUCACACGUGGGCCACUGCCAUCCCCAUGUGGUCAGUGUGGGUCAGGAGCAGAUGGGCAAGCUGACCACAAGCGCUGGAUUUCUUAAUGACCAAAUGUCUGAGUAUGCCAAACGUCUUAUCUCAACAUUUCCUGAUAAGCUCUGCGUCUGCUUCUUCUUGAAUUCAGGGUCAGAGGCUAAUGACUUAGCUCUCCGUCUUGCCAGGUGCUAUACAAAACACGAAGAUGUUGUAUGUUUAGAGAGGGCCUAUCAUGGAAACCUAGCUAAUCUUCUGGAUAUCAGCCCUUCUCGCUUCAAGAAGACUGGGCAUAAACGGAGAGAUUACGUGCACAUCGCCCCAUGCCCGGACACGUACCGGGGGAAGUACCGAGACAGCACCCCGAACCCCGAGGUGGCCUACGCCGACGAGGUCUUCCAGCUGCUGCAGAAGGUGAAGGCCAAGGGCAGGAAGGUUGGGGCCUUCAUCUGUGAGCCCCUGAUGGGAGCCGGUGGCAUCGUUGUGUUCCCUAAGAACUACCUCAAACUUGCCUACAGCUAUGUGCGUGAGGCGGGCGGCGUGUGCAUCGCAGAUGAAGUCCAGUGUGGACUGGGGCGGAACGGAGAACACUUGUGGGCGUUCCAGUCACAUGAUGUAGUUCCUGACAUUGUAACGAUCGGCAAGCCUGUGGGUAAUGGCCACCCAAUGUCAGUCGUCGUCACCUCUAAAGAAAUUGCCGACAGUCUUGGAGAAUUCAGUUCCACAUUUGGUGGUAAUCCUGUUGCUUGUGCCACUGGGAUGGCCGUCCUAGAUGUCAUACAGAAUGAGAAACUGAUCUCCAGUGCACAGUCAGUGGGGAAGUGCCUGCUGGAAGGGUUCUCAGCCAUCCUGCCGAAUCACCCUAUGAUGGGCUGUGUCAGGGGGAUGGGGAUGCUGGUUGGUGUGGAGAUCGUCAUGGACAAGGAGAGCAGGAAGCCGGCCAAGGAGGCAGCAGAGAUUCUUGCAUACCAGAUGAAAGAACAGAGGAUUCUGAUGGCAAACGACGGUGAGGACCAGAAUGUGAUGGUGUUGAUGCCGCCGAUGUGUUUCACAUGUGACAAUGCCAGACAAGUGAUACAGGCCUUUGACAAGGCGUUACGAGAUAUAGAGACUGGCGCUGUCAGUGUGGGACUCACCCAUGGGGGAGACAACUUCACAAGUGCCCCUCCAUUGGAUGUGCCUUUACAAGUGUUAUCAGAGACCCACGAACUGUCCGACGAGGAUGAUGACAGUGAUGAUCCGGCCUUGAAGCGGCCCCGAUACGAAGAGAUGGACUGAAGUUGGAAUUUAAUCAGUGAAAAUAUCAAAUAUUAUUUUCAUGAUUAUUUUUUUAAAUACCAUGGAGAAAUUUUUACAAAAAUGUCAAAAAGGGUCAGUAUAUUGAUUACAGAAUAAGAUUUUCUGUAUAAAGUGUCAAAAUAGUCCGUGCCAUAAGAUGUGGCAGAACAUAAAACAACCGUCACUGUCAUGGUUUGGGUGUUGGGGACAAUGUGAGGAGGAAGUGGUUUUGGACCUGCUUUAAUAAGGUUGUGGUGCUGACAAUACUGAAGGUGAGCACAUAAAAUCCAAGUUGGUCUGUUAAAACACAUAAUGGUUUUUUUGGUCAAAACUGGAAACCAUGAUUGGUAUGUAAUAUCUCAAGCUUCGCAAGAUGAAUUGGUGAUAACUAUAAGGCAAUCUAGCAGUCUGGGGGAGGUGAAUAGAAAAAUAGGGUACAGGGGGGCCAGUCGUCAGGCGCCACAAUUCGCUGUGCAGUUGCGCUCCUUAGGCAUGCCAGAAACCUAUGAUUGUGGGUUCGAAGCCGGUUUGUUCCCCAAAAUUAAGUAAGCAACCCUAAAAGCCCCCCUAGGUUACCUCACCUUUUCGGACAUACCCUUUUCGACCAAUCACUCAAUGGCAUGGCGGGCCCAUGCGCGAAUAACACAUGUCGGAAAGCGCACGUUAAGUUCCCAAUUUAUGUGAGUAACUAAAGUUGUUGGGCAGGAGGGGUUGACGCUCAAACCAAGCAAACCUCUCACCCACGGCCCAGAGGGGUGUACCGAUUCUCUUUGGCACCCUCAGUUAUAUUUUAAGAUAUUGUUCAUUGUUUUCGUGGGGGCAGGGGUGGCCCAGUCGUCUAAGACACCACAAUUCGCUGUGCAGAAUUGCAUCCCUUGGACACGCCAGAAACCUAU